Panicum hallii is the source of this 1149-nucleotide messenger RNA. RefSeq names its product probable aquaporin TIP5-1. The transcript is spliced from 3 exons. Gene Ontology annotation, molecular function: water channel activity. The coding region runs from base 165 to 977 and encodes 270 amino acids. Gene Ontology annotation, biological process: water transport; transmembrane transport. Lineage: Eukaryota; Viridiplantae; Streptophyta; Magnoliopsida; Poales; Poaceae. The record is from RefSeq and is a predicted model, not a curated record. Gene Ontology annotation, cellular component: membrane.
AGCAACCGCCGCGAACUACCCCAUCAGGCGGCGUUUCACUCUACGGACGCGCCCCUCCCCCUCGCUAUAAAGUCCGGGACGCUCUCCUGAUCCCCCGUGCGGGUGCAUCUGAGCGCGCGCUACACUGAUCGGAACAGUAAGUUCGUGGAGACAACUUCUCUGCCAUGGCGUCCUCCUCCAACAACCUCGUGGCCCACCUGAGGCGCAGCGUCUCGCCGGCGUCGCUCCGCGCGUACUGCGCCGAGUUCAUCUCCACCUUCCUCUUCGUCUUCACCGCCGUCGGCUCCGCCAUCUCCGCCCGGAUGGCGACGCCCAAGGGGACCGCCCCCGACGCCGCGUCGCUGGUGGCGACCGCCGUGGCGCAGGCGUUCGGGCUCUUCGCCGCGGUGCUGAUCGCCGCCGACGUCUCCGGCGGGCACGCCAACCCCGCCGUCACGUUCGCCCUCGCCCUCGGAGGCCACGUCGCCGCCGCGAGCGCCGUCUUCUACUGGGCGUCGCAGAUGCUCGGCGGCACCUUCGCCUGCCUCGUCCUCCACUACAUCUCCGCCGGCCAGGCCGUGCCGACGACGAGGAUCGACGUGCAGAUGACCGGGUUCGGCGCCGCGAUCAUCGAGGGCGUGCUCACGUUCAUGCUGGUGUACACUGUGCACGUGGCCGGCGACCUCCGCGCGGGCGGGAGCGGCAAGCGGCGCGGGUUCGCGGCGACGGCGCUGGGCGCGCUGGCUGUCGGGCUGGUGACGGGCGCGUGCGUGCUGUCGGCGGGGUCGCUGACGGGCGCGUCCAUGAACCCGGCGCGCUCGUUCGGGCCGGCGGUCGUGAGCGGGGACUACAAGAACCAGGCCGUGUACUGGGCGGGGCCCAUGAUCGGCGCGGCCGUCGCGGCGCUGGCGCACCAGGUCCUGGCGUGCCCCCCGGCCUCCGCCGCCGCCGCCGCCGGGUCGUCGCGCCACGGGAACGUCGAGACGGUGGUGGUCUGACGCCUGAUACAUGGUAGCGUGCGUCCUCUCGUCGUCGCCGUGGUGAACGUAGAGGGAUCUCUCUGUGUGUGUACUAGUGUUCGACUCGUAUGUGCUGAACUUGUGUGCACUGUGCAGUUUAGGUUUUGCUUGAUCGUUGUUGUGGGUUCCCUAAAUGAUUUAAGGAACAAUG